UCUAUUUAUAGUGACUGGGAUGAUUUAGUAUCAUCCCAAAGCUGAUGGGCAGUGUGCUCUUGUCCCAAAUCAAAAUACAGACGGUCAAAUGUUGAAAAGAGCUUAGAUUUCACACCAAAUUUUAUCUCGUGACAUCUGCUUGGAGAUUAACAUGGAGAGACGUGUACCCACGGGCUGAUUACAUUGAUAUCUACAUGUCCCAGAGUCCUAAAGAAGACUCAACUUUGUGUGAUGACAUGUGCAAGCAAUUUAUCUAGCCUACAUAAGGUGGAAGUGGUUAAAGCCACUCCAGCCUUGUUUCUGGCAACAACAGUGGCCCAACGGUGGUGACGUAUCUGUAAGCCAUGUUUUUCAACCUGACCCUGGAGGGAUGAAGUCAAGCUAUGAUUGACAUUUAGAGGAAGGAAGCUAAGUUGGUGGUGCCUUGACAGCUGUACCCUUCAAGUUCAACAGUCAAAUAUUCUGUUGCCUUUCGUUUCAGCCUGAAGGGAGGACAAACAGGAAGAAGGCAGGCCAGUUAUUGGCAGCGGUCGAGUAUAUGCAAAGCAACUUGGUCCUGCUUCAACCUUGCUUAGGCUACAUACACAUGUAGCUUAUCUUAAAGGUAAGCAAACAUUAGAGUGGAAUUCAUAUGAAAGGUGCUGUUUGAGGACAAGAAUCCUUUCCAUAUGCCACUUGCAUCCUUGAGGAAGGUCUAUAAGAACACAGACAUGGCUGAGGUUGGCAGGAAGACACCUUACUUUCUCCUGCUGUCACUUCUGUGUUUUGAAGUGCUGCCUGUCUUCAGCGACUCGCUGACUGACAGGGACUGGGUGUGGACAGCAGGGACAGCUCAGAGCCAGGACACAAUCAGGUACAAGGUCGCAAACGGCGAUGAUGUCACGUUUCCCUCGUCCAAUGAGAACGCUGGAACAGAAAGUUGGCAGAAGGAUGCUAUGUCUGGCCUACUUUUUGAGAACCAAGAUGAAGAGGUAAGAAAUGGUGAUAGCUCUGCCAGAGAAGAGAUAAAAAGAGACAUGAAACAAGCUCCAGUGAGCUCCAUGCCAGAGGAUGCAGAGCCAAAAGUGUAUGCUAAUCAGGACGAUUCUUCUGCCAAACUGGUAAAACUGCGUCAUUCCGUGGAACUAGCCGAUGACCCAGACAGCCAGAGAAGUAUGGCGAUAAAGGAACAGCAGUGUCGGUGCCCGACGUCAGGUCUUUUCCAGAACAAUGUUCACGCUGACAACGAAAGGCUGCUGAGUGAGAUCAUCAGGAGUAACGAGAACAGACUGAGAAAGCUCGUUAGGAAACAGAAAGUGCAUAAACAGGAGUAUGAGGCAAGGCUGGAGCAACUGCUGGAAAGGGCCAGAAGGAACACUCGUCGCCAUGGCAACGAAUUGACAGGACGAGACAACAGGAGGGGAGGCUGGCGGAAGAGUCCAUCGCAAGAGAGGGAGGACAAUGAGAUCAACCUCAUCGGACCUGGCACAUUGUUCGAAGAAAUUAUGCUAAUGAAGCCAGGCCUGAACAUCACCCUGCACCUGCUCAUGUUGGAACUUCAGGCCGAGGAAAACCGUUACCAAGUCUCCAACCAACAGAAAAUGCUGAAUAUGCAUGAUGACAAGAUUCUUCAACUCAGCAUCAGAAAUAGUCAGCAGGGUAUCAUCAUGAGUAAACAGAUCCGUGCCAUGAAGAUGCUACAGGACAGGGCUAACCAGAUGGAGCAGGAACUACAGAACAUGAACAAGAUGGUGAAGGAUGCUGACAAACUGGAUGAAGAGCUGAAUGACUACAAAGUGAUCCUUGGAAAGUUGCAGUUAAAGGUGGAACAGAAGUCCCUCUUUAUCAACCACUACACAGGCAAAAUCUCCCGGUUACAGAACAGACUGGAGACCAUGACACGGGAUUACUCCAUCAGAUAUCAUGAUCGUGUAAAGGACUGCACGUCGCUCUACUCGCGGGGGUACACGACCACUCACGUCUACACGGUCCCUGCGUACCAGGACACCUUCAUCAAUAUCCCUCCGUCGCAGUUGUACUGUGACAUGGGUGAGGGGGGCGGUUGGACCGUCAUCCAGCGGCGCUUUGACGGGUCCGUCCUGUUCAAUCGGACCUGGGACGAGUACCGAGACGGCUUCGGCACGUGGGAUGGAGAAUUCUACCUCGGCAACGAGAAAAUCCACAAGCUAACAAAUAUGAACAAGUACAUGGUGCGGUUUGUGGUGACGGACUGGAAGGGGGAGGUCCGCUGGGCAGAGUACGACCACUUCCGGAUCGAAAACGAAAGCACCAACUACCGAGCGCACGUGGGGAGAGUCUCAAGUGAUCAUGAACAUGGAGGACAAUUCAUCAUGGACGAUGCGCAGUUCUCAACCUUUGACAAAGACAACGACUCCUACGAGGACGGCAACUGCGCGAAGGAGAUGGCGAGCGCAGGCUGGUUCUCCAACUGCGGCAUCUCCUGCAACUGGAACGGGCGCUACUACAAAACUGGUCGGUACGAGAUCUCCGGCGCUGCCGACGGGAUGUGGUGGUGGAACUGGCACGGAGUGUCGUACUCCCUCAAGGCCAUCACCGUCAAAAUACGCCCGGUGGACUUUUGACGGCCGACAUAACUAACAAACGUACGAGAUCAUCUUUUAGUAUCCUGUUGGUGCCCUUCUAAGUACCUCAGUUGCGGAGAUACAUACUGUAGUGUGUUGUUGAUUCAGAACAAUUCCAAGAAUAGAAGACUUCAUUUCUAAUUUUAAAGGUUAAUCAGGGAAAAGGCCUCAGUUUGAUGACGUGAAAAGUGCAAAAUACGGGAAAAGGUGGCUUAUGACGAGAACACUUUUCUUGAUAAGUCACUAUCAAUUUCAAUACGGCAAAACACUAAUCGCAUUUUAACACGGUGCCUCCAGAGUAGAUUUCGUAUAACCAGCAAAUGUACCAUUGUACAUGUAUGAUUGAAUCAUUACCUCUGUAGAUGACAUCUGAUGUACAGUAAUUUAGGCUAAAUGGUGCGAUAAAACUCUUCCAAGCUCUAGGUAACUCCAACGGGUAGUAUGGUAUCCAAACUAACAUUCGAUGGAGUUGUAGAUAUCGACGUUUAUUAUACCCACUCUUAUGGCACGCUCUAAGAACAUGUAUCUCACGAUUUUAAAGCUAAAAUAAAUAUUGUUUUGUACUUGUGAUGUUACGCAAACAUGUAUUGAAUUUGAUAGUAAUACAAACGAAUUAUACCAUAAUGGGAUGUAUAUGGCACGAAAAUAGGUAGAAGCAGAUAUUCCACAGUAAAACUUUUCCUGUUCAUCUG
This is a messenger RNA of Branchiostoma floridae (Florida lancelet), 3274 nucleotides long. Its product is annotated as angiopoietin-2-like. NCBI's taxonomy places the organism in Eukaryota, Metazoa, Chordata, Leptocardii, Amphioxiformes, Branchiostomatidae. The coding region runs from base 669 to 2582 and encodes 637 amino acids. The transcript is spliced from 9 exons. The record is from RefSeq and is a predicted model, not a curated record.